UGGCGGUGCGACGGCGUCGUUCACCGACGGGUCGGCACGAUCCCAUCACCGACGGCGGCCAUCAGCCAUCUCAACGCCGUCCCAACCUCCCAUCUAUCUCGGCGUUCGGCCCCAUCAACUCUCGGGUCCCCUCUCGCCCAUUCAAGACACGCCAACUACUACCCCAAUGUCUUUGUCGCGCAGCCCGUCGCCUGUCCCCGGAGGCGGCUGGGCAAGUCCGGGUCUCAACAUCGCGAGCGGCCGAUCGAGCCCAAUACCGGGGUUCACGGGUUCGACCACAACACCGGUGAAGUGGGAGUCGUCCAGGUUAAAAAGGGGCUUUGGCUCUGGGUAUCCCUCCUUCGAGACCAAGAACCAGAGCUUCUUUGGUCGACACAUGCGCCGAUUUUCGAGCGGCCUCCCACGCUUCAACACUAGCCGACACUACGCCGAUAAGGAGAAGCUCGGUCGCGGCAGGUGGUCGGUCCACAGCGUGCCAUUGCUAGGGAGAAUACAAAGCAUCAUGGGACGCAUGGGCAGGAGAACAAAGAUAAGACUGCUGAUCUUGCUUAUCAUCCUCCUCUCCAUCUACAUAUUCUACAACAGCCCCUUGGUCUACCACUGGCGGAGAUCCCUAUGGCUUGGGGGCGGGCAGAAGUUCGUCAUAAUACUAGGGGCCAAUGUCGGCGGCGGCGUGAUGGACUGGAAAGGCGCCAGGGAGUGGGCCAUCGAGCGGGACUCGGUGCGGAACAAGAAGAAAUACGUCGCUCGGUGGGGUUACGAUCUCGAGAUCGUGGACAUGAGCACGAAGAAGCGGUAUGCGCAUGAGUGGCGGGAGAGCUGGGAGAAGGUCGAUUUUGUCCGCACGACCCUCAGGAAAUAUCCCAAGGCCGAGUGGGUCUGGUGGCUCGACCUGACCACAGUGAUCAUGGAGCCGUCCUACUCGCUCCAAGACCACAUCUUCAACCACCUCGAGAAACACGUCUAUCGGGACAUUAACGAAUACAACCCGCUCAACAUAACCCACCCGUUCACCGAUGUAUUCCUCGAUGCCGAGUCGCAGAGUCCCGUGGGCGACGGCAAGGCCAGCUCGAUCAAUCUCAUCCUGUCCCAGGACUGCUCCGGAUUCAACCUGGGCUCCUUCUUUGUCCGUCGCAGCAUCUGGACCGACCGGCUGCUGGACAUCUGGUGGGACCCGGUGGCCUACGAGCAGAAGCACAUGGAGUGGGAGCACAAGGAGCAGGACGCGCUGGAGCAGCUGUACAUCUCGCAGCCGUGGAUCCGGAAGCACACGGCCUUCCUGCCGCAGCGAAUGAUCAACAGCUUUCCCAAGGGCGCGUGCGCCGACAAGGGGAUCGACCCCCGGAUACAUUACAACGAGAAGGACCGGGACUUCCUGGUCAGCAUGGCAGGCUGCGAAUGGGGGCGCGACUGCUGGGGCGAGAUGUACAGCUUUCGCGAACUGAGCUACUACCUCAACCGGACCUGGUGGGAGCGCUUCAAGGAGGACUUCUUGGCCUUGAUCUGGUUCAAGCUCACCGGUCAGAAGGUGAAGUUCUAGGACGACGAUCACCUUCCACCGCUCGGUGAAGCUGCAAACUUGCUUUCGCGCCCCUGAGAGUGGCGUAAACAAGGCAUUUCAUACGCUGUUGGAAGGGGGGGCUUCAGAGGGAUGAACACUGGCCCCGCUCAUUGUCGACUGUCUGGCACUGAUUCUCAUCUUAGGACCAAACACUUUUUUUUCAUUCUUGGCGCAUCAUGGAGUCACUGGAACAAAGAGGGGUGCAGAAUUAGAGGAUUGCAUCGCAAUCGCACGGAGUACUCUUGCUUCUUACAUUCUCAACAUAUAUUCCAACUAGUCAAUCACACCGGCUGUGCGAGAUUAUUUUUACACUGAUAUUACCCUGCCUCCACAGAAGUGACUCGUUCCUAUCUUUCUGGAGCAGUGGGUUUCGACAGUGCAUGUAAUCACUUCCCAGUCCUGUUGAUGUGUACACAUACGUCGUUUUACAUUGCAAUGAGCUCAGACUGGGAACAUGCGGCAAUACAAUGCAGCUAACGAGAACUUAAACAAUAAAGCAAGACAUU
Messenger RNA from Thermothielavioides terrestris NRRL 8126, 2067 nucleotides. RefSeq names its product glycosyltransferase family 34 protein. Gene Ontology annotation, molecular function: glycosyltransferase activity. Gene Ontology annotation, biological process: protein N-linked glycosylation. The record is from RefSeq and is a predicted model, not a curated record. The transcript is spliced from 4 exons. Gene Ontology annotation, cellular component: Golgi membrane. NCBI's taxonomy places the organism in Eukaryota, Fungi, Ascomycota, Sordariomycetes, Sordariales, Chaetomiaceae. The coding region runs from base 167 to 1540 and encodes 457 amino acids.